AUGGCGCCGCUAUCACAGGAAUCCAAGAAUGCGAUUGAACGUCUGAGGAGGUACACUCCGCCCCCAACGAACUACUACUCUAUGCCAUUUACAAGACAGGCUUCAGUAUUAUUACUUCUCUUCGCUGAUCGGAGGGGGGAUCUUCGAGUCAUCUUGACCAUACGUGCCAGCACGCUGAAAUCAUAUCCUGGCCAAGCAGCUUUGCCUGGUGGAAAGGCGGAAGGGCCAAGCGAGACCCCCUUCCAAACAGCUCGGCGUGAAGCGUACGAGGAGAUUGGUCUACCAAACAUAGACCAGCAGAUGCCGUCGCCUUUCUGGGUUGAGCAUCUGUGUGAAUUGCCGGCCAGCCUGGCCCGAACAGAACUUGCUGUUCGGCCGUGUAUUGCGCUCUUGCACUCCUACAACGAAAAGACGGGAGAGGACGCCGAUCCUGAAGAAGCAUUUAUACCCCAACUAGACGCCAAAGAAGUUGCGGCUGUCUUCACUGCCCCGUUCCAUAAUUUCUUGAAAGUGGCCGAUGAGCCCCGGGGAGAGGGAGACGAUGUCCUACCCGGGAAACCAAGUGAUUGGUAUGAAGGAUCAUGGACACUAUGGAAUUCAACCCAGUGGAGAAUGCAUCAUUUCUUCGUUGCCAUAACGAAUCAGAAAGUAGCUACACCCAAGAAGCAUAGCAAAGAGCAAGAUGAUGCCAUCAACCAGUUAGAGGAGGAGACGUCCUCGUUGGGGCUUGAGCGCUUUCGAGUGUUCGGCAUGACGGCCCGCAUUCUUGUUGAUGCCGCUAGAGUUGCAUACGACGAAGAGCCGGAGUUUGAACACAAUAGCCACCUUGGAGAUGAGGAUAUGAUAUCCAGAUUAAAGAUGCUUGGGCGAUUUAGCGAAGUCAUCAAUCGCGAAGAUACCCUGACCCCGGAAAUAUUUGAAAAAGCAGCAAAGCUGACAUGA
Nannizzia gypsea CBS 118893 is the source of this 942-nucleotide messenger RNA. RefSeq names its product NUDIX domain-containing protein. The coding region runs from base 1 to 942 and encodes 313 amino acids. Gene Ontology annotation, molecular function: acetyl-CoA hydrolase activity; coenzyme A diphosphatase activity. Gene Ontology annotation, biological process: coenzyme A catabolic process. The record is from RefSeq and is a predicted model, not a curated record. The transcript is spliced from 4 exons. NCBI's taxonomy places the organism in Eukaryota, Fungi, Ascomycota, Eurotiomycetes, Onygenales, Arthrodermataceae.